GGGACCGGGGGCAGGACUUCUGUCCAAAUCGAAGUAGAGGAAGGCAAAGUACCGGGGAACACUGAGGCAGCACACGCACACAGGCCGUACCCGCAGUUAUCUCCAUCGUCUGAGAGUUCGUCAGCAGUAAAAAUGAUCCAGUGGGUGCAGGGCAUGCUCUUUUUGUCGGUUCUGGUGGCGUUCGCCGCCUGCGACGCUCCUCCGGUACCGUUAGACGACAUCUUCAUUGAGAAAACUUUCGUGCCAGAGCAGUGUGGGCGCGCAGUCAAAGUAGGGGAUUAUGUCAGGUAUCACUACAAUGGCAUGUUUCCGGACGGCAAAAAGUUCGACUCGAGUUAUGACCGUGGCAGCACCUACAACGUGUUUGUUGGAAAGAAGCAGCUGAUCGCAGGGAUGGAUAAAGCACUGGUGGGGAUGUGUGUCAACGAGAGAAGCCUGGUCAAGAUACCACCUCACCUCGCAUACGGCAAACAGGGAUACGGUGAAACCAUCCCUCCUGACUCCAUCCUCCAUUUUGACGUCCUGCUGCUCGACGUGUGGAACCCAGAGGACGGCGUCCAGAGCAACACCUACCACACGCCCUCCAACUGCUCCAGGAAGGUGGAGGUGUCUGACUACGUCCGCUACCACUACAAUGGCACCCUCCUGGACGGGACGCUCUUUGAUUCCAGCCACACCCGUAUGCGCACCUAUGACACUUACGUUGGGAUUGGGUGGCUGAUCGCCGGUAUGGAUCAAGGCCUUCUGGGAAUGUGUGUUGGAGAGAAACGCAUCAUUACUAUGCCACCGUCACUUGGAUAUGGAGAGAAUGGAGAUGGUAGCGACAUCCCAGGACAGGCGUCUCUGGUGUUUGACGUCAUACUUCUGGACCUCCACAACCCCAGAGAUGGGAUCACAGUGACCAAUCAGGUGGUGCCCGAGUCCUGCACAAGGAAGUCCGUCGCAGGAGACUUUGUACGCUACCACUACAAUGGCAGCCUCCUCGAUGGAACAUUUUUUGAUUCCAGCUACUCUCGUAAUCGUACAUAUGACACCUAUGUGGGUCGCGGCUACGUGAUUGCCGGCAUGGACGAGGGUCUGAUUGGAGUCUGUAUUGGAGAGAAGCGCACCGUCAUCAUCCCCCCACAUCUCGGCUAUGGAGAGGAGGGUACAGGCUCGAAGAUCCCUGGUUCAGCUGUGCUGGUGUUUGACAUUGACAUCAUCGACUUCCACAAUCCGUCAGACAACGCUGUGAUCAUCACCAUUCACAAACCAGAAGAGUGUGAUAAGCAAACCAAGAAGGGAGACUUUGUCAAAUAUCACUACAACGCAUCUCUGAUGGACGGCACGUCCAUCGACUCCACGCAUAAUUAUGGCAAGACGUACAACAUCGUCCUGGGAGCCAACCAGGUAGUCCCAGGGAUGGAGGACGGACUUAUGGAGAUGUGUGUGGGAGAGAAAAGGCACCUUGUUAUUCCGCCUCACCUGGGCUACGGGGAGAGAGGAGUCACUGACGAAGUUCCAGGGAGCGCUGUGCUGGUGUUUGACAUCGAGCUGGUAGAGAUGGAGGAAGGACUUCCUGAAGGCUACAUGUUCAUCUGGAACGAUGACGUGUCACCCGACCUCUUCACUGAGAUGGACAAAGACAAGAACGCGGAGGUGGAGCCCUCUGAGUUCACUGACUACAUCAUGCAGCAGGUGAACGAGGGUAAAGGCCGCCUGGCUCCCGGCUUCGAUCCUCAUCGCAUCAUCGACAACAUGUUCUCCAACCAGGACCGCGAUGGAGACGGAAAGAUCACAGAGGCAGAGUUUAAACUUAAAGCAGAUGAAGCCGGUCCUCAUGACGAGCUAUGACGGGACUGAGAGUUAAAACUCAGACCAGGGUGUAGGCUGAAGGGUCAGACAGCGGGGUUGUAAUCAAUAUGUGGGUGGUAGAGUAGAAAAAGAUGGGGCUGUACGUGUAAAGUAAGCAAGUGUGAAGCGAGAAAUGUGCUGAAAGAAUUUUUUUAUUUUGAAGAUUUAGAUGAUGUUCAGUGCCAAAUGAGUCUGAGAAGAAAGGGGAGCGUUUAGGAAUGAUAAGGAAACGCCUCACAGGUCCAUGAUGACAGUGAAUUACUUUUUUUACCUCCUCUCCCAUCAAGUUCUUGUCUUGUUUUAUGUGACAUUUAUUUUUUUAUUUUUGAAGGGUACAAAAGCACUUGUGUGUGUGAAAGAACAAACCAAGGCGUCCCUCCACGACAUUGAACACUCCUUCGUGACUUUUAUUAUUGUUAUUAUUUUGUGGUUGUGAGUGCGUUUUUUUUUUAUCAGCUUGUCUCUUAAAAUAUCUUGCUUAUGUCUUCCAGGAGCAACGAGUCGGACAUCACUCACUGUAAUAUACUGUGAUGGAGGGAAGUUACAACUCAUUUAUUGAUAAAAAAAAACAAUAAGUGAGGAUUUUAAAUUAAAAUAACAUUUUAUAUACAUGUUUACAGCUGACACCUUUCACUGUUUUACCUUUUAAAUGUCGGUAAGCCUUCUGUUUUUUCUGCUGUUAAACUCAAAAUAAUACUGAAAGUUGCAAAAUCAACUAAAGGUCAAAUAGUUGAUCCAUCAUCCAAAUGUCAACACCUGGUUGCAAUUUAAGUGUGUGUGUGUGUGUGUGUGUGUGUGUGUGUGUGUGUGUGUGUGUGUGUGUGUGUGUGUGUGUGUGUGUGUGUGUGUGUGUGAGAGAGAGAGAGAGAGAGAGAAAUAGAGAGAAAAGUGUGUGAAUAUUGUUGUUGUUUUACUUUUUCAUUCAGGAGAAUACUGAGGCUUGUAGAUGACAAUGUCAACACAAAGUUUUAUUUGAUUAAAUGACCUGACUUAAAUAUA
Molecule: messenger RNA, 2832 nt
Organism: Cottoperca gobio
Lineage: Eukaryota; Metazoa; Chordata; Actinopteri; Perciformes; Bovichtidae
Gene: fkbp9
Product: FKBP prolyl isomerase 9
Exons: 10
Coding region: 133-1833 (566 amino acids)
Cellular component (GO): endoplasmic reticulum
Molecular function (GO): peptidyl-prolyl cis-trans isomerase activity; calcium ion binding
Source: RefSeq, a predicted model, not a curated record